Messenger RNA from Fusarium redolens, 1419 nucleotides. RefSeq lists its product as uncharacterized. NCBI's taxonomy places the organism in Eukaryota, Fungi, Ascomycota, Sordariomycetes, Hypocreales, Nectriaceae. The record is from RefSeq and is a predicted model, not a curated record. The transcript has a single exon. The coding region runs from base 1 to 1419 and encodes 472 amino acids.
AUGUCGGCAAACAAGAGAGCCGCACCGACACAGGCGGCUUCCACGCCCGCGAAAACUCCCCGACACGAAACUUUCGAGCCUGGGGUCCACGUCAUCUUUCUUGGUGUCAGCCGUUACAAAGACAUCGGUGAAGAGGGUCACGACGCCAGAAUCCCCUGUGACCCAGCUGCGAGCUCAUUUGAGGCCGGCGACGUCCUAGGCAGUUUAACGCCUGAAAGACUGCAGCAACUGGAAGAUAGCCUAGGUCCUGGGCUUGUCAGCAACAUCGGCCCCAAAAAGAAACAAGAAAAUGGUCUAGCCGACUUGGCUGGUCGUAUUGCCAAGCUACAGAAGUCCAAAACCAAACUAAUCGAGCCGCAAUGGAAUGAACGCCUUGUUCUUCUUCAUCAACAGAUCGUCACGGUGCUCUGGGCCGAAAGAUCUCAACGUAUGACAAUUGAAUACCGCACGCUUGAGUGGAUCGAAGGACUUAUAAAACAAGGAGCCAACUCUCUCGCCGAUCAUGUGUUCGAAUACAGUCGGCCGGUUCUAUUCUACAUCCCACUCCAACGUCACGACUGGACCGUGCAUCCUCAUGUUCGCGAUCUUUAUGAAGCCCUCGACGCACUCCAGGCUUCACGUAGCGACAUCAGCGUAUUUCCAAACUACCAUGAGAAUUGGAAUUAUGGGUACAAGGCUGCCGACAUCAUGGCACUAGACACUAUCGCAAGGGAUGAAUCUACACCAGAAACGUACCGUCAUAGGCCCAAGACAUGCUUGGGCAUCGGAGCUUGCACACUAGCUGAACUGCAGGGGCCACAAUUUGUCAGAUUCGGGUUUGGCGACCGUGACGACUACAUACAAUAUGACGCAAAUCCGGAGGACAAUGAGUAUGUCCAUAGUCAGCCAAACACGCAGGGUUUCGCCAACAGGAGAGUCUUUCACCAACAAUUCUUUCCACCGUUUUCCGAAUGGGGCCAUAUACGUGUUUUGAUGAUUGACGACCAGAUUAUUGCUCGAGGUUUCUCUUCACGCAAUCAACAAACAAAGCAAUUUAAUACAUCGGCCCUUCGUCACGAUUGUCACUUCGAUUUUCGCGCCGCUGGUCUACGACAUCCAAAUACAGACCAAAGAGUGACUGAGAGACAAGAAGCAAAGCUAGAAGAACUCAACAACUUUUGCAAGUGGUGGCAGCAGCAACUCAAGACGCAAUAUCCUGACCUAUUCGAAUCGCUUGAUGUCGGGUGUGUCAUGAGGGUUGGCCUAUCGGAAGCAAGCCUCGAUGGAAAGUUCUUCAUCAUCGACAUUCAAAGAUGGUAUGCCUCUUCCUUCUGCAGCAUGGACUUGGUCGGUAAGCCAUUUGAUCAACUUUGCAGAGCAUUUGGUGAGCAGUUUGCACGGGUUCAUGGGUCCUUUGCGAAGUAUCUGCCUGGUAAUUGA